This is a messenger RNA of Notolabrus celidotus (New Zealand spotty), 4023 nucleotides long. RefSeq names its product astrotactin 1 (gene astn1). Lineage: Eukaryota; Metazoa; Chordata; Actinopteri; Labriformes; Labridae. The transcript has 23 exons. The record is from RefSeq and is a predicted model, not a curated record. Gene Ontology annotation, biological process: neuron cell-cell adhesion; neuron migration. The coding region runs from base 5 to 3907 and encodes 1300 amino acids. Gene Ontology annotation, molecular function: protein binding.
GCGGAUGAGAGCGCAGCUGAGAGACCGAGGCAGCCCUGCGCGAACCAGCGAGGAGGGGAGAGAGAGGAAACCGAGCGACGGAGAGAUGGCGAGCAUAAACAUGGGGCCGACACCACCACCACCGCCGCUGCUGCUGCUACUGGGGCUCUCGUGGCUCCUUCUAGCCGCCUUGACACCUAUUGUCCGAGGUCUGAACGGCGACGAGGACCAAAUCCAGGACAGCGAGUGCAAGAUGAAGAGCGUCACCGUGUCUGCGCUGCCGUUUCUGAGGGAAAACGACCUGAGCAUCAUGCACAGUCCGUCGGCCUCCGAGCCCAAGCUGCUAUUCUCCGUGAGGAACGAUUUUCCCGGAGAUGUCGUGGUGGUGGACGACCUGGAAAACACCGAGCUCCCCUUUUUCGUCCUGGAGAUCUCUGGGAAUUCAGAGGACAUCCCUCUGGUGCGCUGGAGGCAGCAGUGGCUGGAGAACGGCACUCUCCUCUUCCACAUCCACCACCAGGACGGCAGCCUGAACCUCCCCGAGCCCACUGAAGACCCCGCCAACAACUCUGCAAAGGAGGAGCUACGCAUCCUGCACAUCUCUGUCAUGGGUGGGAUGAUCGCCCUUCUGCUGUCCAUCCUGUGCCUGGUCCUGAUCCUCUACACCCGCAGGCGCUGGUGUAAACGCCGCCGCAUCCCUCAGCCCCAGAAGAGCGCCAGCGCUGAGGCAGCUAAUGAGAUCCACUACAUCCCCUCCGUGCUGAUGGGAGGCCAAGCCAGAGAGAGUCUGAGGAACUCCCGGGGACAGGGGCCCAACUCCAGCGGUACACUCAGCAUCCGGGAAACACCGAUCCUGGAUGGGUACGAGUACGACAUUACUGACCUGCGUCACCAUCUGCAGCGCGAGUGUAUGAACGGUGGUGAGGAGUUUGCCAGCCAAGUCACCCGUACGCUGGACUCCCUCCAGGGCUGCAAUGACAAGAAUAAUAUGGACCUCACACCUGUGAGUGACAACACCAAGCUGGCUCUAAUGAACAAGUACAAGGACAACAUCAUUGCCACGAGCCCCAUCGACAGCAACCACCAGCAGAACACCCUGCUACCGCACAACACCUCCACCAGCCAACGCAAACGGCUCUCCAGUAACACCCGAGCAGGUUCCCCGCGGAGCCCCAUCAAUAAGACCACCUUGACUCUGAUCAGUGUCAUCAGCUGCGUGAUCGGCCUGGUUUACUCCUCUCACCUUUCCUGCAGCAUCUCAGUCCGUGUAAUCCUACAUGUGCCGGAGCACCUCAUCGCUGACGGUUCGAGGUUCAUCCUGCUGCAGGGGAGCCAGUUGGACGCCUCGGACUGGCUGAACCCGGCUCAGAUCUUAUUGUACUACCAGCAGAACGCCAGCGGGCCCUGGGUCAACGAGCUGUGUGGGCGCCGCCUCCUGGACCCCUGUGAGCACCAGUGUGACCAAGAGUCAGGAGAAUGUCUCUGCCUUGAUGGCUACAUGAAGGACCCGGUCCAUAAGCACCUCUGCAUCCGCAGCGAGUGGGGGCCCAAUCAGGGUCCCUGGCCUUACACCAUCUUCCAGCGUGGGUUUGAUCUUGUGAUGGGGGAACAACCCUCUGAUCGCAUUUUCAGAUUCACCUACACCUUAGGAGAAGGGAUGUGGCUGCCGUUGAGUAAAAGCUUUGUCAUCCCCCCCGCCGAGCUCGCCAUCAACCCCUCAGCCAAGUGCAAGACAGACAUGACAGUCAUGGAGGACGCGGUGGACGUACGAGAGGAGUUGAUGAUCAGUUCAUCGUUCGACUCGUUGGAGGUCCUCCUGGAUUCCUUCGGGCCUGUCAGAGACUGCACCAAGGACAACGGAGGCUGCAGCCGCAACUUCCGCUGCAUAUCUGACCGAAAGCUGGACUCCACUGGAUGUGUGUGUCCUCCAGGGCUGAGUCCUAUGAAGGAUGGGACCGGGUGUUACGACCACCACAUCGGCAUCGACUGCUCUGACGGUUUCAAUGGAGGGUGUGAGCAGCUGUGUCUGCAGCAGCUGGCUCCUCUGGAGGAUGACCCGACGCUCUACAACAUCCAGAUGUUCUGUGGGUGUAUCGAGGACUACAAGCGUGGUCCAGAUGGCAGGUCGUGUCUGCCGCUGUCCGAGGCCUGCACAGAGGGAAUAGACUGCGGGGAAUCAGUGGACAUCCCGGCUAACCAGACUGUGUUUGGAGACCUUUUCUACGGGUACAACAACCACACCAGAGAGAGCUCCUCUGGACAGAUCCUCAAGGCCACCUUUAGGCAGAAGAACUUUGCCCGAGGCAUCGAGCAGCAGCUCCCAGAUGGCAUGGUGGUGGCAUCGGUGCCAACAGAGGUUCAGUGCCACGAGGAGCUGUCGGACCCCGUGCCCGACCCAGAAUACCUCACAGGCAUGGUGAACUACAGCGAGGUGUCUGGUUACCCGCUGGUCCAGCACUGGAGUCUGCGCUCUGUGCUGUACCACGUCAAACUCAAUCAGUGGGUCCUCUCUCAAGCAUUCAGCUCGGCCAUCCAUUCUCUGGACGGGGCGACGCAGCGGAGCGACUUUGUCUCCAUCCUCCGGGAGUUCGGGAACCACUACGUGCAGGAGGCGAUGUAUGGCUUUCAGGAGUCCUGCACCAUCUGGUACCCCAACAAACAGGUCCAGAGACAGCUGUGGCUCGAGUACCAGGACAUCAGCAAAGGUAACUCGCCGUCUGAGGAGUCAGAGGAGCGUGACAAGGAGCCGAGGACACUCACCUACCCUGCGUACAUCGCCAGUCUGCUGGACACAGGUGCGAAGCGCAUGGCAGCUGGUGUCCGUAUGGACUGCACCAGCCAGGGCCAGUGCCCACGCUCCUGCUACCUGUGCCACAUGAGCCCGAGGGCGGCACAAGGCCGGCAACAGUCUGAGCCCGUCCUGCUGCAGAUUACCAAGGCUGCACCCAUCUAUGAACUGGUGUCCAACAAUGAGACAUACCAGGCUCUUCAAGAGGCCAUGAUGAGCAUGCUGUGGUGUUCUGGGAAAGGUGAUGUUAUCGAUGAUUGGUGUCGGUGCGAUUCCAGCGCUUUUGGCACAGAUGGACUUCCCACCUGUGCCCCACUUCCCCAACCAAUGCUGAAACUGUCUUACACCUACGAGCCCAGCAGCUCAUUGGUCAUCAUGGAGUGGAACCACACCGAGCCACCAAUCGGCGUGCGCAUUGUCGAUUACCUCAUCAGCCAGGAGAAGGUGACAGAGAGAAGCGACCACUCCAAAGUUGAGACAGAAACCCUUUUGAGUUUUGUGGACGACAUCUUGUCCGGUGCCAGGUCUCCAUGUGUGAUGCUGGGCGACAUCCCCAACCUCCUCUCCUCGUCCAUCAGCAUGAUCAUCCGCUGCCUGGAGCCCGACACCACAUACAUGUUCCGGCUGUGGGCGGUAGACAACACAGGGCGCCGUUCCAGUCCAAGUGAGGUCACCAUCAAAACCCCAUGUCCCACUGUGGAUGACGUCAAAGCACAAGAAAUAUCUGAUAAGAUCUACAACCUGUUCAACGGUUACACCAGUGGGAAAGAGCAGCAGACAGCCUACAACACUCUGAUGGACCUGGGUGCUCCCACGCUCCACCGUGUGCUCUACCACUACAACCAGCGCUACGAGAGCUUUGGAGAAUUCACCUGGAGGUGUGAGGAUGAGCUAGGACCCAGGAAGGCCGGCCUCAUCCUCUCCCAGUUGGAAGAACUCUCCCCGUGGUGUAAGGGUCUCCUCCAGGAGCCCAAGAUCGGCCUCCGCAGGAUGUCCCUCAAGUUCCUGUCCUGUCGUUACACCGACACCAAGACCUUCGGGCUGAACUGGUCCGCCAUGGGCCAGGACGUGCACAAGGCCUGCGACGAGCAGACACUCACCGUCAUGUAUAAUGACUAUGGCGAGCCCAAGGAGUUGUAGAAUUAUCCAAUAAUCCAAUAAUCCAAUAAUCCAGAGCCUUCAACUCGAUGUGUACAGGAGUUUAAGAGAUCUGUCAGAACUGAUAAAGAACCUAUUAAAAUGCAGGUUUCACAUUU